AUGUACAUCACUCUCUACUUCAUAGUCACCCGCCUCCCUGACUCUCUUCGCGCAGUCAGGGACCACUUUCUCGCCCUUGACCCCACAGACCUCACUGUCGACCUGCUCGAGAAGCACCUCCUUGCAGCUGAGACUAGCAUAGUCGCUGUAGGUGCUGCUCGUGGCACUCCUCGCACUCCCUUCUUUGAGGGGUGUUCCCCCUCCCCCCUUGCCCCCUCCUACGCUGCUGCUGUUGCUGUUGACUUCCUUGGUGCUGAGGAGGUCGGGGCUGCGUCUGCUUCUAGUGGGAGGCGCCGGAGCGGCAAGGGCAAAGGAGGCAAGAGUGUUGGAGGUGGCAGCAGGGGAGGCGGUGGAGGUGGCGGUGGUGGCGGUGGGAGUGGUGGCGGGACUUGGGGCGUCGGUGGCGGCGGUGGUGGUAGCGGUGGGAGUAGUGGCGGCGCUGGUGGUGGCAGAGGGAGUGGUGGAGGCGCUGGUGGCGGCUGUGGGAGUGGUGGCGGUGGUGGGAGUGGUGGCGGCGGCAGUGGUGGAGGUCGGGGUGGAGCCGUUCAGAGGGGAGGUUCUGGUAGUUGCCAGAGGCACCAGCAAUAG
Molecule: messenger RNA, 588 nt
Organism: Closterium sp. Yama58-4
Lineage: Eukaryota; Viridiplantae; Streptophyta; Zygnematophyceae; Desmidiales; Closteriaceae
Source: the annotation of a GenBank genome assembly